AUGAUCAAAUUGCAAAUUUAUUGUGUGGAGAUUUAUGAGAUAUUGAUGAAUUUGAAGAGAACAAAUAUUAUACCAUUUAAAGGCCGGAGCACUAUAAAACAGUAUAACAAAGCAAAGCCUCACAAAUGGGGUAUAAAAGAAUUUGCAUUAGCAUCAAAAAAUGGAUUUGUACAUGAUUUUGAAUUGUAUGUAGGAAAAGGAACAAUAAAAUCAAAAUCUACUCUGGGAUUAAGUGUUUACAUCAUAUCAAUUGAUGUGCAAUUUGAAACAAUUUGGAAUAUUGGCAAAUGGAACUUUGGUUGUAAAUGGUUCGACAAUAAAUUUGUACACUUAUUUUCUAACUAUAUUGGCCCUGAACCUACAGAUGAAGUUCAACGUUGGUCCACUACAUCUAAAACAAGAAUUCCUGUUCAAAGACCUGCUGUUGUAAAAGAGUAUAACUCAUUCAUGGGUGGUGUAGACCUGCAUGACAUGUUAGUAGAAAUAUAUCGCAUUGAUAUUAGAAGAAAAAACAAAGUGAAGAAAAGAGGUAAGCCAAGUUCUUCAAAUUCUACUACACCACCACAAAAAAAGUACAAAACCAGUACAAGACCUGCUAAUGAUAUACGUUUUGAUUGCUAUGAACAUUGGCCUGAGAAUAUCAAUAAUAAACAGAGGUGUAAACAUUGUAUCAAGGCUUAUUCCAGGACUUGGUGCAGUAAAUGCAAAUUAGUGUUAUGCUACACAGGACCUCGUAAUUGUUUUAAAGAUUAUCAUCAAAAAUGA
Messenger RNA from Metopolophium dirhodum (rose-grain aphid), 765 nucleotides. RefSeq lists its product as uncharacterized. NCBI's taxonomy places the organism in Eukaryota, Metazoa, Arthropoda, Insecta, Hemiptera, Aphididae. The transcript has 5 exons. The record is from RefSeq and is a predicted model, not a curated record. The coding region runs from base 1 to 765 and encodes 254 amino acids.